CCCAGACUGGGCCAUGGCUUGGGGCCCAGUGAGCGACUACUCAGGGCCCUUUUCUGCAUCUGUCCAUCAGGUGGAGCCAGCACCUUCUUAGAGGAAAUUCGAUUCUGUCACACAUGGCACAUUGCCCUGUUGCCUGGCAACCGAUUCUGGGCGUCGCAAACAUCUGGGAUCCCAGGAGUUUGCGGGUAAGGUUGUGUGGGCCUGCCAUCAGCCUUGGAAGAGAGCGCCUCCCACUGUGUUUUAUGCCAUGCCACGCACCCAAGAUCCUUUCCAGCGCCCCACGGAUGACAGUGGUUCCCAUUUGGGGCACUUGCAGACUUCCAAGAAAGAGCCUCCUAAGAACCCAACUCACCUCAUUCAGUACCAGGACCCCUGGGACCGGCUCAACUCAACUCUCACAGUCACCUCCAUGAGAAGGGGGAUUUGGUUUUUUGAUCCCGAGGUGCCUAAGGAUGACCUGGAUUUCCGUUUAGCAGCUUUAUAUGAUCACCACACUGGAUCAUUCAAGAACAAAUGUGAGAUACUGCUACAAAAGGAAACCAUCCAGAAUAGCCACAGCACACCAUCAUCCAGGCUGCAAUUCCCUGGAGAACACCAAACCCCACAAACCUUCAUUAUCCAAGAUAACAUCAAAAAGUGGGUCAGCCCCAAAAAGGAAAGCAUCCACAGUAUCCAGGGGUCCAUAGUAUCCCCUCAUACUGCAGCCACAAAUGGAGGCUACUCUCGAAAAAAUGAUGGUGGCUUCUUCUCCACCUAGUGCUGACAAGACUCUCUGGACCUGGAAAUAAUGUAAUGCCCUGCUGCCCACCUCCAUUAAAUUGAUCUGUGCAAGAGGAA
Messenger RNA from Suncus etruscus (white-toothed pygmy shrew), 837 nucleotides. RefSeq names its product cilia and flagella associated protein 276 (gene CFAP276). NCBI's taxonomy places the organism in Eukaryota, Metazoa, Chordata, Mammalia, Eulipotyphla, Soricidae. The transcript has 6 exons. The coding region runs from base 248 to 757 and encodes 169 amino acids. The record is from RefSeq and is a predicted model, not a curated record.